AAGCCGCAAACGACUGGCUGUCGGAGCGGAUGGCUGUUGUUGUUGGUGUUGGUUUUUAUUCCCCUCCUCACGCUUUGUGGAGGACGGAGUCUCUCCUCUCCCUCCCACUCCCCCUCCCCCUCCCCACCCUUCCCCUUCCCUCGCCAUCUCCCCUUCUCCGCAUCGUCUGAGAUCGCAGCCGCAAUGGGAGCCCCGUCCCCGACGCUCCCGAUCCGCCCCUGAUUGAUGGCCGCCCGGCCAUGGACUACGACGCUGCCACCGCCGCCGGGGUCCACAUGCGCGGGGUCGCCAGAGCGGGACCCUCCGCGCCCGUGACGGAGGCCGCCUCGUCCCUGCCGCUCCGGCCCACCAUCGAUGGAGAGACAAUGUGGCAGAUGAGCUUGAGAGAGAUUGAAUCCAUGGAAUCUGGACCAUAUCCAGAGCGUCCGGGAGAGCCAGACUGUACUUAUUACCUCAGGACUGGCCUCUGCAGAUUUGGGAUGACUUGUAGAUACAAUCAUCCUCCAAAUAGGCAGAUGGCUAUUGCUGCAGCAAGAAUCAAGGGUGGAUUUCCUGAAAGAGUUGGGCAACCUGAAUGUCAGUACUAUCUGAGGACCGGUACAUGCAAAUUUGGUGCUACAUGCAAAUUUCAUCAUCCUAGAGAUAAGGCAGGAAUUGCUGGGAGAGUUCAAUUAAAUGCUUUAGGUUAUCCAAUUCGUCCGAAUGAGACAGAAUGUGCAUAUUAUAUGAGAAAUGGAGUAUGCAAAUUCGGGAGCACUUGCAAAUUUCACCAUCCACAGCCUUCUAAUACAAUGGCUAAUGUACGUGGUUCGACCAUGUAUCCUGGUGUACAUUCUCCUACUUCCAGUCAGCAGUCUUAUCAUGGGGGUUUGACACCCUUGUCAAGACCUUCUUUUAUUCCUAGCCCUCGAUGGCAAGGUCUUUCAAGCUAUGCCCAAGUGAUUGUUCCUCAGGGUUUGGUUCAAGUUCCUAGCUGGAACACAUAUUCGGGUCAACUGGGGUCUGUUUCGUCUUCAGAGAGUCAGCUGCACCUGCCACGAACUACUCAGUUUUAUGGAACAUCACGACAGAAUGAAACAAUCACCGGAGUUCAAGGGACGAUACCCUCAUAUCGAUCCAGUGCUAUUCCUCUGGGCCAGUAUGUAUUGGCAAGGGAGAAUGUUUUCCCUGAGAGACCUGAUCAACCUGAAUGUCAAUUUUAUAUGAAGACUGGAGAUUGUAAAUUUGGUGCAGCCUGCAAGUUUCAUCAUCCUAGGGAGAGAUUACUUCCUCCCCCUAACUGUUUGCUGAGUCCAUUAGGCCUUCCUUUACGCCCUGGAGAACCCUUGUGCAUUUUUUAUUCUCGAUAUGGUAUAUGCAAAUUUGGCCCACAUUGCAAAUUCGACCAUCCUAUGGCAACACCCAUCGGCGUAUAUGCUUACAGUCUUCCAACAUCCUCUUCAGCUGAUGCAUUGGUUUCAAGAAAUUUACUUGUGUCCUCUUCUUCGGGGCCUCCAUCAUUGGAAGCUGCAACUGGGAAGUCUAGAUAGAUGACUUUGAAACUGUUCAGCAAGCAUCAGAAAAAUUUCUUCUCCUUUCUCAUAACCUUAUUAAGGCAAAUCUCUGUAAAUUGAGUUCCCACAUCCCUGUGCUGGUGAUGUACAUACAGUUCGUCACGAAGAACUGAGACUGCUCAUCUGAAGAUGCACUUACCAAUGGUGCCCUAUUCUUGUUGUUGUAUCAUGAUGCUGUUUCACUUUGCGAUUUAAAAAAAAAAAGGAGAGAAAAAAGGAUUCUUUGUUUA
Molecule: messenger RNA, 1783 nt
Organism: Musa acuminata AAA Group (dessert banana)
Lineage: Eukaryota; Viridiplantae; Streptophyta; Magnoliopsida; Zingiberales; Musaceae
Product: zinc finger CCCH domain-containing protein ZFN-like
Exons: 7
Coding region: 240-1529 (429 amino acids)
Molecular function (GO): mRNA binding; metal ion binding
Source: RefSeq, a predicted model, not a curated record